AUGAGUGAAAGGAGAAGAUCUGCAGUCGCCCUGAGCUCCAGAGCACAUGCCUUCUCCGUUGAAGCCUUGAUCGGCUCAAAUAAAAAGCGGAAGCUGCGAGACUGGGAGGAGAAAGGGCUGGACCUGUCCAUGGAGGCGCUGAGUCCCGCAGGCCCACUCGGAGACACAGACGACCCGGCGACCCACGGCCUGGAGCCCCACCCGGAUUCUGAGCAGAGCACUGGGUCAGACUCCGAGGUGCUCACCGAGCGGACCUCCUGCUCCUUCGGCACUCACGCUGACCUGGCGUCUGGUGCUGCAGGCCCAGUGCCUGCUGCCAUGUCUACCAUGGAGGAGAUUCAGGUGGAGUUACAAUGUGCUGACCUCUGGAAGAGGUUCCAUGAUAUUGGAACGGAGAUGAUCAUCACCAAAGCAGGCAGGAGGAUGUUUCCUGCCAUGAGAGUGAAAAUCACUGGCCUGGAUCCCCACCAGCAAUACUAUAUAGCAAUGGACAUUGUGCCUGUGGACAAUAAAAGAUACAGGUGGCUCUUCUAUUACCUCUACGGUGAAAUCUCGGAGUCUUUCAGCUUGCUGAUUCCUCCGAAUUUUCAGAUCACCAGAUUAAAAAUUGACCGAAAUCCAUUUGCUAAAGGAUUCAGAGAUUCUGGAAGAAACAGAACUGGACUUGAAGCCAUUAUGGAGACAUAUGCAUUCUGGAGACCUCCCGUACGCACCCUGACUUUUGAGGACUUCACUACCAUGCAAAAGCAGCAAGGGGGCAGCACAGGUACUUCCCCAACCACCUCCAGCACCGGGACACCGUCUCCUUCGGCUUCUUCUCAUCUCUUAUCUCCAUCCUGUUCUCCUCCAACUUUUCAUUUGGCCCCCAAUACUUUCAACGUGGGCUGUCGAGAAAGCCAGCUGUGUAAUCUGAAUCUCUCCGAGUAUCCACCGUGUGCCCGAAGCAACAUGGCUGCCUUGCAGAGCUAUCCAGGGCUGAGUGACAGUGGCUACAACAGGCUCCAGAGUGGCACAGCUUCAGCCACUCAGCCCUCUGAAACCUUCAUGCCUCAGAGGACUCCAUCUCUGAUCUCAGGAAUACCAACACCUCCCUCGUUGCCUAGCAACAGCAAGAUGGAAGCCUAUGGUGGCCAGUUGGGGUCCUUCCCUACUUCCCAGUUUCAGUAUGUCAUGCAGGCAGGCAAUGCGGCAUCCAGCUCCUCAUCACCGCACAUGUUUGGUGGCAGCCACAUGCAGCAGAGCUCCUACAAUGCCUUCUCCCUGCACAAUCCCUACAAUCUGUAUGGAUACAAUUUCCCCACCUCCCCCAGGCUAGCUGCAAGCCCAGAAAAACUGAGCGCAUCUCAAAGCACUUUACUCUGCUCUUCUCCUUCCAACGGGGCCUUUGGAGAGAGGCAGUACCUGCCCACAGGGAUGGAGCACGGAAUGCAUAUGAUCAGCCCUGCAGGUAACAGUCAACAGGCUGCCAACACCUGCGAUGGGCGACAGUAUGGGGCAGUCCCAGGCUCCUCCUCCCAGAUGUCCGUGCACAUGGUUUAAGGAGCAGUCCAAGCACCAUGGAUGAUGGCAGUCAAGACUCCAGAAUCUCUGUGGGUGGAGCUUCCUCUUUGGGAAUCCCGUGCCUUGGGAAAAUAGGAAUUGUGCGUUUGUUUUUUUUUGUUUUUGGUUUUGUUUUUUUGUUUUUCUGGAUAAGGAAAACAGAGAAGAGCAAUAGAUACCACUGAAGGAUCCUUGGAGUGCAUCAUCCAUAACUCAGUGGUCAUUCUUCUGCCUCCCAAACUCUUAGUUUUAUAAAAAGCAUUGUGUAUGACAGAGUGGCCUUGAAGAGAUGAAUAAUCAUUUUAUAAUAAUAUUGAUGGAGAUGCUAGCAUGUAGCAGCCAAGAAAAGUUACACAUACAGACUCAUGCACAGACAGACAGACAGACACACACACACACAUACAAACUUACACGCCUAUAUUCAUCCACACACAUGCAUACACAAAGUUUUACAAACACAAACAUUCUCUACACUGACUCUGAACUGGGUGAACUCUAUGGAGGGAGGCCCAGAGUGGGUGCUUACAUCAACAAUCUGUCCAUAUACAACCCUAGAUGGAUUGGGUCUUCAUUAGCCAUUAGCCUUUCUCCUUUGCAGCUUACCAUGUUUCUGGAAUGAACCAUGUGCCCUAGAACCUCUCCACAUCACUGCGGUGGACAGACAUCAGCUGGACUUGGCUUCCUGAGAGAAAUGGCUUUGAAACUUUCGGCUCUCUUCAUUCAGUGUGCCAUCACUGACGUCCUAACAGUGCCUGUGGAAGGACAGGGUGAGAAGAGUUGAGAGAGAGAAAGAGAAUUGACAGCAGCAGAGGAAGCGGAUGACGAGACUGAGAAGAUGUGAACAAAUGAGGAGGUUGAAUUCGCCAAGGAGAAUAGUUUGGGUUUGGUUAGCCCCUAAAGUUUUAGAAAGAAUGAUGGUGUUAUUGGAGAGUAAGCCUCUUUGGGACUCAGCUUCUAGCCAAGGGUACCAAUGAGAAGGGUUAGGACAAGGAAUGCUGGAUUCCGCAGCUCUGACCACAAAGACCCAGGAGAGAGGUGCACCGAAUGGGAGUGCCAUUUCACGGCAGCCUGACAGGAUGAGGGAAACGGGUGUGGAGAUUGAAGAAUGACUUUAUCUCCCAGGUGAUACCAAAAACAGUCACGGAAGACAGGCUUAGCUUCAAAUGCCAGAUUCAAGGUGCUGACCUAGACGAUCUGCCCCUGGUCCCAUGCAAGAGAAACCCUGACACACCGGAGAGAAUUGCAGAUGGGUCUUCUGCCCCCUUUCUACCUGUCUGUAGCUCUCCAUUUUGAUCAAAUAGUUCGUUGCAUUCUGAAGUUUGGGGGUUGUUUUUUCUUUCUUUUUUCUUUCAAAUCCUUUAAUGAUAAGAAAACAAGUGAAGCUUGCUGCAAGCUAAAAUUUUUAAAUGUUGUGGAAACGCAAAUGAUACCAAGAAAGAUAAUACAGAUAUUAUUAAGAUUUUUUUUUGGUUUUGAGGUGUUGUAGAUAAAUGUAUUUAUAUGCCUAGUGGGGGUAUUCAAUAUUAUGAAUA
This is a messenger RNA of Myodes glareolus (Bank vole), 3071 nucleotides long. Lineage: Eukaryota; Metazoa; Chordata; Mammalia; Rodentia; Cricetidae. The record is from RefSeq and is a predicted model, not a curated record.